AGGGAAAGCAAACAUUGUCUGAAUUCACGCGCUGCUUCGUGCUAUCUGGGAAAAGGCCUCGGCGAGGCUGUGAACAGCAAGAGGACACAUAACCAUCUCCGCCUGCACAGGACAAUGGCAGACCUAGACCUGAGUCUGAGCGAUGCUCUGACUGACAGCGUGCCCCAGUCUGGCACUGAAAACAUGGUUCAGAGGGACUUUGUCGCCGCCCUGGAGGCCGAGACCUUCGAGGACCAGGUGGGGGAAACCGUGGGCAAGACAGACUACAUCCCGCUGCUGGAUAAGGACGAGAAGAGAGACGCAGGUUCUGCGGUGACGCCAGGGGGACAGGUUGCAGCGCAGCGCCCGGAACCACAGGGGGAAGUGCGGCCCCGGUCGACAGGACAACAGGUCUUCUCAACAGAUUUCAUGUCAGGCCCAGUGACCAUGUCAGGGUUUGGUGAUCAGUGGGACACCCAGCCCUUCACCCCCCAGAUGCAGGACAACAGCCUGAUGAGUGCCCACCCAGGUUAUUGUUGUUUCUCUCAGCCGGGGAUGAUGAAGAUGGAGGUUGGGGUGGCUCCUCUGCAGACAGAGAGGACCCCCAGCAUUGCUGAGCCUCAGAAGCCCCCGGCCUCACUCGCCACUGAGGGUCUGGCUCCGGCAUCCCCAGCCUCUGCUGCAGGAGUCCUGGUUGAUCCCUGGGAGGGCGAGGGUGGGCUGCGGACGGAUUUGCCCUUCACCCCCAGCGUCUCCACAGUGAUCAGUCGCCACGCCAGCCAGCUGGCAGGGAGCCCCCAGGAGCCCCCGGACCCCCAGUGGGGCCACCGGCAGGGCCCGGGGGCCGGGGAGGAGAGGGAGAACGAGGCCGCCGACAGGAAGCAGCAGAAGAAGAAGAAGAAGAGGAGGCCCAGGGAGGAGGUGUACGACCUCCUGGAGACCAGGGGCCCGGCAGACCCGCAUGGGCCACAGGCCGAAAACACCCCGCCGACCGACGCCCCGCACAGGGUAUCCCCGCGGAGGGAGGGGGGCUGGGAGCGCGAGGACGGGGGCAGAAGUGGGGGCAGGGGCAAGAGGGGCAAGAGCAGAAAGAAGGUCCCAGAGGAAUGGGGUGUACCCCAGGAGCCUCUUGUCUCUCCUCCGGGCUCCCGCCCCCAGGAGGUGGCCGCAGACCCACUUACGCCCCCCCUCGCUUGCCCCCAGGCCGCAGAGAGCCCCGCCCACGAUAUGAGGGACCCCCUGGUCUGCCUGUCUGGGGAUUCCCCCUCCUUUAGUCUGGAGGACGGCCUUAUACCUGGAGUGCCCCCUUCUCUCACCCAGGAUCUGCUGUCCCUCACAGCCUCAUUCCCCCCUCCCACACUGGGCUCUGAGCCUGUUCUCAUUAGCCCCAUAGCCAUGUCCCCAGGCCUGGGAGCAGGCUCCUCCCCCAAACAGACCCUUCUGCAACCCCUCGGUCUGGAGACUCCCUUCUCUGUAGGGGUGGUAGACAGUCCUGUAGCCCCCUGUGUAGUGGCUGGAGUUCCCAGCAUGGAGAAGGCUGAAGAGGGCCUGUCCCUCCUUCCCUCAGAUCUUUUUGGUGCUGACACCUCUGUGUCUGCUGAUAAAGAGGAGCUUCCCUACAGCCCUGAGGGUGUGCAGGCUGAGAGUGAACCCAUUGAGAAAGCUGUGCCGGUGUUGGAGCCUUCCUUCAUCAGCUCUGUGAAGGAGUCUCAUGAGGAGGAUGUCGUUGUGCCCUCCAUUCCGUCACCCCCUAAAGAGGCUCCUGUGGCGAGCCUCACUGCCCUCCACCCUGGCUCUCCCACCGGGGAAGCGAUCCCUACCCCAUCCUCUUCAGAAACGCCCAGCGAAGAUACCAUCGACCCAAGCACAGGCUCCCCUCUCACACCUACUGAAGGCGCAUUUCCUCCUCAAGAUGCCCCUUUCACACCCCUUCACUAUGAGGAGCCCACCUCACCUGGUGGUAAAGCGGGUCCUGGGCCCACCCUGCCAGAGGAACACCCUCAGGACACUUCAGCUCUCAGUCCUGUGUCUUCCCCUAAAGACAAACCCCUCUCCAGCCCUAAAGAGCUGAAAGAGGCUCGGGGCCAAAAGCAGAAGCAGCCCAAAAAGUCCCGCUCUGCCUCCGCCAAGAGCCCCACCACCCCCGAAGCGAAACAGCCCCCCUCCGUCACUCCUCCGGCUCUCAGCCCUGUCACGCCGUCCGCCCCUCCGCUCUUCAGUUUAAAUUCCGAGCUGAACCCCUCCGCCCCCCCUUUCUUUCCCAACUUCCCGGAGAACCAGGAGCACCCCGUGCAGGGAGGGGAGGAUGAGGGGGGUCUUGCGGACCCCCUUGCGCUGGAAGUAGUUAAAACGGAGAAGGAAGGCAAACUGGACAAAGUAGAAAGGAUGGAUAACUCACAGAAGGUGGAGAAUUUUGAUAUGUUUGAUAAGAAGGAUAAGACGGAGAAGACUGACAUGAUGGAGAAGACAGACAAGGCAGAGAGCGUGGGCAAGCAGGAGAAAGAGAAGGUGGAUAAAGUGGAGAAAGUGGACACAUUGGAAAAGGUGGAGAAGACAGAAAAGGCAGAGAAGACAGACAAGCAGGAGAAGAUGGACAAAGCUGAGAAAACAGACAAGUUAGAGAAGGAGGAAAAAGCACAGAAGAUGGAAAAGGAUGAAAAAGUAGACAAAGUCGAAAAGGCAGAAAAGGACGAGAAAGUAGACAAAGUGGAAAAGACAGAAAAAGAUCAAAAAGUCGACAAAGAUAAAGUAGAAAAGACAGAAAAGGAUCAAAAGGUAGAGAAAGACAAAGUAGAAAAGAAGGAGAAGGAUGAGAAAGUAGACAAAGAUAAAGUAGAAAAGGCAGAAAAGGACGAAAAAGCGGCGAAAGUAGAGAAGGCAGAGAAAGAUGAGAAAGUAGACAAAGAUAAGGCUGAGAAAGAGACGCAGGACAAGGCACAAAAAGCAGAGAAGCCGGAGAAGAAGGACGCUGCCGAGAAGACGGACAAGGCCACCAAACCCGGGGACAAACCAGAGAAGACCGGGAAAGUGGCUGGGAAAUCUCCCGCAGCAAACGGGAUCAGCGCGGCACCAACCAAGGACCUGACCAGCCCAGAUAAGAAGACCAAGCCCGCUGCUGGGUCAGCUAAACCGAGCUCUGCCAAACCUCGGCCGAGCUCGCUAUCCACCGGCUCGGCCGCCCCCAAACGCCCUACCCCUACUUCCAACUCCUCCUCCACCGCCCCCAGCAAAAAAAGCCCCAUCCCCAAGGCAACCACCCCAACCACUGGCACCAAGCGGCCCCCGUCCGCUGCCAGCCGCCCCCCCACCACCACUGCCACGUCCCGUGAGGUGAAGCCCAAGACAGCAGAAGCCCGUACCACAGAGAGGCGCCCCCCUGUGCCAAAGGCUAAUGCUACUGGCACAACUCCAGCCGCAACUUCCAAAAAUGGUUCUUCGGCCACAGACACCACUAAACCAGCUGGGGCUCCUCGUGUGCCCCUAGCCAGUCGUACCUCCACCAGUGCCCCCACACCACGACGCUCGACAGCUGCCAAGACCGAUAGCAAACCAGGGGAGGUGAAGAAGUCCAGUACGCUAAAGACAACCCCAGCUGACUCCACUCGCCCCAGGACCAACCCUAGCCGGAGUCCUGCCACCAUCUCUAGCAGCCUGGUGGCCAGCACUGCAGCCACCCGCGCCCGCGCAGCCAAACCCUCCACCCCCAGCGUGCCGGAGAAGAAGCCCCCCGUCCCACGCGCGCCCCGCCCCAGCGCUGCCCCCGCCAAGGCCUCGUCCCGCCCCGGCACCGCCCCCCUGCCGGAUAUCCGGAACAUCCGCUCCAAGAUCGGCUCCACGGACAACAUGAAGCACCAGCCCGGAGGGGGCAAGGUGUCUGCAGCACAGGGCAGAACUGACACUCUGGCACAAGGCUCCCUCUCCAAAGAGACAAGCCAGGGCAAAGUUCAGAUAGUCAACAAAAAGCUGGACUUCAGCCACGUCACCUCACGCUUGGGUUCCAAGGACAAUAUCAAGCAUGUGCCUGGUGGAGGGAAUGUCCAGAUAAUGAACAAGAAGGUUGACGUAAGCAAAGUGACAUCAAAAUGUGGGUCUAAGGUCAACAUCAAACACAAACCCGGGGGUGGUGAUGUGAAGAUAGAGUCCCACAAGGUCAACUUCAAGGACAAGGCUCAGUCCAAAGUGGGGUCAAUGGACAACGUGAGUCAUGAACCAGGAGGUGGCCACAUCAAGGCUGAGGGGGCGCAGGAGACAGCUGAGGGAAAUGUGGCUCCCUCUAGUGGUGACCCGGCCCCGGUGCCGGCCGGGAGGGCAGCCCAGGAGAAUGGCGUAAAGGAGGGCGCGCCCUGUGGGGAGGGCGAGGGUCUCCGGGACCCCCAGGGCCUGGACUCGCGCAUCCCUGAGACAAGCAUUUAACCCUGCUUUGUACUAUCACUCUACCCUCUUCAUCUCCACCCCCCCCCCCCAACAUCCCCUCUCAUCUCUCCUCUUCCCUCCUGCCGCCACGCCCCCUCCCCCUUUCUCUCUCUCUCUCUUUUCUC
Megalops cyprinoides (Indo-Pacific tarpon) is the source of this 4517-nucleotide messenger RNA. Its product is annotated as microtubule-associated protein 4. Gene Ontology annotation, biological process: microtubule cytoskeleton organization; neuron projection development. The record is from RefSeq and is a predicted model, not a curated record. NCBI's taxonomy places the organism in Eukaryota, Metazoa, Chordata, Actinopteri, Elopiformes, Megalopidae. The transcript has 19 exons. Gene Ontology annotation, molecular function: microtubule binding. The coding region runs from base 115 to 4392 and encodes 1425 amino acids. Gene Ontology annotation, cellular component: neuron projection.